UUAGUCCCUCACAUGCAUGCAAGCUAUCUAUACCUUUAAGCUUCAUUCUAUCUAUCCCUUAUCCAAAAAAAAAAAUCACCCGAAAUUAGAUCAACCAUGAAAAUUAAAUUGGCUACGGCCUUAAUACUUUGCUCUGCAAUUUUCAUGAGCAUGAGCAAUGCCACUGAUCCAUGUGCAUCUCAACCAGAUGACUCCGAUCUCAACGUAAUUCCCAUGUAUGGAAAAUGCUCACCAUUCAACCCACAAAAAACAGACUCAUGGGACAAUAGAGUCCUAAACAUGGCCUCCAAAGAUCCAGCCAGAAUGAGCUAUCUAUCCUCUUUAGUAGCCCAAAAGACCGUCUCUUCGGCCCCAAUUGCUUCGGGCCAGGCCUUCAACAUUGGCAACUACAUAGUCCGUGUUAAAAUCGGAACACCCGGUCAACUCCUCUUCAUGGUCCUUGACACAAGCACCGACGAGGCUUUUAUCCCUAGCUCUGGCUGCAUUGGUUGCUCCGCAACAACUUUCUCACCCAAUGCCUCCACCAGUUAUGUGCCAUUGGAGUGUUCCGUUCCACAAUGCAGUCAGGUCCGUGGGCUCUCAUGUCCAGCCACGGGCUCUGGCGCAUGUUCCUUCAACAAAUCUUACGCAGGUUCGACUUACUCUGCCACACUUGUUCAAGAUUCACUUAGAUUAGCUACGGAUGUUAUCCCUAGCUACUCUUUUGGAUCCAUCAAUGCUAUCUCUGGUUCUUCAAUUCCAGCCCAAGGACUUUUGGGCUUGGGCCGUGGCCCGUUAUCUUUAUUAUCACAAACCGGGUCACUUUACUCGGGUGUAUUCUCCUACUGCCUUCCAAGUUUCAAAUCUUACUAUUUUUCCGGGUCACUUAAACUUGGACCCGUGGGUCAACCCAAAAGCAUUCGAACCACACCACUUCUUCGCAAUCCUCGCCGUCCAUCUCUUUAUUUUGUCAAUUUAACCGGAAUUACCGUGGGAAAAGUAAAUGUACCUUUCCCCAAAGAACUUUUAGCGUUCGACGUGAAUACCGGAUCCGGAACCAUAAUUGAUUCGGGUACAGUUAUUACCCGUUUUGUGGAACCCGUUUACAACGCGGUUAGGGAUGAGUUUAGAAAACAAGUAACCGGACCUUUUUCGAGCUUAGGAGCAUUUGACACAUGUUUUGUGAAGAACUAUGAAACUUUGGCACCAGCUAUUACAUUGCAUUUCACAGAUUUGGAUCUAAAAUUACCAUUGGAGAAUAGUUUGAUCCAUAGCAGUUCAGGAUCAUUGGCUUGUCUUGCAAUGGCGUCUACACCAAAGAAUGUGAACUACACUGUGUUGAAUGUGAUUGCUAAUUAUCAACAACAGAAUUUGAGGGUUUUGUUUGAUACCGUGAAUAAUAAGGUUGGUAUUGCCCGUGAGCUUUGUAACUAGCUAGCUAAGUUAUGCUUUUGUUUUAGUUUGGAUGUUUUGUUGUAGUGGCCUAGGUGAAAAGGGUACCAUGUGGCUAAAGAAGUAAUUAUUCCAUGUGAAAUGUCUUCUUUAUUAGUGUGAUUGUGAUCGUUAAUUAGCACAAAGGCGUAACGAUCAUUUUGAUUAUCCAAUUGGAUUGCUGAAAUAACUUUUGCUGUAUUUUUUUUUUCCUAAGAAAUUGCCUUAUGUAUGAUGAAUUACGAUUGUCCCAUUCAAUGAAAUUUUCCUUUUGUUUAUUUAUGAA
This is a messenger RNA of Medicago truncatula (barrel medic), 1696 nucleotides long. RefSeq names its product aspartyl protease AED3. Gene Ontology annotation, biological process: proteolysis. Gene Ontology annotation, molecular function: aspartic-type endopeptidase activity. NCBI's taxonomy places the organism in Eukaryota, Viridiplantae, Streptophyta, Magnoliopsida, Fabales, Fabaceae. The record is from RefSeq and is a predicted model, not a curated record. The coding region runs from base 97 to 1413 and encodes 438 amino acids. The transcript has a single exon.